UCCUACACAACCGCUACCAUGGCCGGUCCUAACAAGUCCCUGAUCCUUGACCCGGCCCUCCAGAAAUACUACGAGGUCAACGCAAACCGCUAUAAAUACUUCCGCUGGACCCCGCGCCAUGCCUGGUUCUCAUUCCUCUACAUGGCUUUGAUCCCCGGAACGCUGGGCUACAUUGCCUACAACACUGAGGGCAAGUACGAUUUCCGUGGGAAGAGGAGAGGAGAUACGAUUGAAGAAUUUUGAUUUGUCGUUGUUUUGCGGUCGAUCGGCCUGAGGGUGGAUGAAAAUGAAGGGUUUGUCGAUUAUGACGACACCCAUCGCUAGAUGUGUAUUUAUUACGGAAUAUACCGCCUGUUAUUUCUUUUCCUUCUUGGUACUUGGUUGAAUUGUAGGCGAAGAGUUUGGGCUGUGCGUUUGCGGUACUUCCAGUGUAGGUGGAAUUUGUUGUGUAGGAUAUGUGCAGAGAGAGAGAUAUAUAUAUAUCUGGGGUAAGAUAUGUCUCCAAGUUUAAGCAUUACAUUACACCUUCAGAAGUGAAGAGCCUUGAGCCAUAGAUCAGACAACAGUUAUAUUUCAGUACCGGGUAUCC
Molecule: messenger RNA, 589 nt
Organism: Aspergillus pseudonomiae
Lineage: Eukaryota; Fungi; Ascomycota; Eurotiomycetes; Eurotiales; Aspergillaceae
Exons: 4
Coding region: 19-243 (74 amino acids)
Cellular component (GO): mitochondrion
Source: RefSeq, a predicted model, not a curated record